CUGCAUCUGAGUAUUUACAAUUUGGAAGUUAAGAGUGCAUUUUCACAAAAACAUUAAUAUGCUUGGUCUGAAUCAAUUUGAUAUCAGUAACAAAGGAGGUUUCGUAAAUGAUGAUAAUAAAGGGUCUACUGCAAAGAAAAAAGAGCAAGUCAGACGCGUUCAAAAUGUUGUUCCUGUAUUCAUAUCUCACAUACUUGAUUGCACUGAUGAGGAAUUCAAUUUAUGUGGAAUGCCGGUCCAAAUCGCUAGUGUUGUGGGCGUUUUAAGAAACUUUGGGGUCCAGACCACCAAAGCCACCUGCAUCAUUGAGGACAACAGUGCCUCGAUUAAGGCUAUUAUGUGGUUAGAGGUCGAUAAUGAAACCGUAACACCGGCUCUUCUCCCUGUCAAAGAGAAUUGUUAUGUUCGCGUUUUUGGUUCAAUCCGCAACCAAGAUAAUGAAAAGAUUCUCAUGAUUUUGAAGAUGCUACCAAUUGAUGAUUUAAACCUCAUAACAAAUCAUCUUUUGGAAAUCGUUCAAACGAAAUUAGACGCCGAAAGACUGGCAGAAGGUCGACUUCCCCACAGUGAUGUAUCCAUGGCGGCUACUUCAACAACUACAGAUAAUUCAGAGGGACUUAUGCCAAUGCAAGUCAGAAUUAUUAACUUGUUGAAACCUAUCAAAACUAAAAGUGAAUUGAGCAGGAGCGAAAUUUUGCAACAUUUUGGACCACAAGCGAGGGAGGCUGGGAUUGCUUUGGAUUUCUUACUGGAUGAGGGACACGUGUAUACCAGUGUUGAUACCGAUCAUUAUAAGGCCACAGAUGCCGAUUAAAUUUUUAUUUAAUUUACUUAAGGCCACAGAUGCCGAUUAAAUUUUUAUUUAAUUUACUUAAGGCCACAGAUGCCGAUUAAAUUUUUAUUUCAUUUACUUAAGGCUACAGAUGCCGAUUAAAUUUUUAUUUCAUUUAAUUUUUUUAUACCCCACAUUUAAUUUGAAAUAUUUGAUGGACGCUAAAUCCAUGUAUCAUUUACUUUUAUAGUCGAAUAAAAUUGUUAUC
Messenger RNA from Tribolium madens (black flour beetle), 1040 nucleotides. Its product is annotated as replication protein A 32 kDa subunit-like. The record is from RefSeq and is a predicted model, not a curated record. The coding region runs from base 59 to 814 and encodes 251 amino acids. The transcript has 6 exons. NCBI's taxonomy places the organism in Eukaryota, Metazoa, Arthropoda, Insecta, Coleoptera, Tenebrionidae. Gene Ontology annotation, cellular component: site of double-strand break; DNA replication factor A complex; chromosome, telomeric region. Gene Ontology annotation, biological process: DNA replication; double-strand break repair via homologous recombination; nucleotide-excision repair.